AUGCGCUUGAAACAGAUACAUCCAAAGAAAGCUGUUAAAAGAUUAAAGCAAUAUAACAAAGAAAUGAUGUUAAAAGCAUUUGAUGCAGUUAAAAACAAUAAAACUCCAGUUGACAGAGCUGCAAGACUCUUUGAUGUGCCUGCACAAACUUUAAGAGACUGUGUUCUUGGGAAGGUUGGCAUCAAAUCUUCAUGGGGGAAAACAUCUCUUUUUACAUCAAAUGAAGAAGAAUCUCUUGUUAAUUAUUUGGAAGACCUGGCUAAAGUUGGCUACGGUUUAAAUCGGUCACAACUAAAUGUGUUAGCUACUGAAAUGGCUAUCAAACUUGGCAAGCUUAACCAGGGAAAAUCUCUGAGUGAUAAAUGGUACUAUGCCUUCCUAAAACGGUGGGAUCAUCGUCUUAAGGUAAUAAAACCAAGAGGAUUGACAUCAACUAGGGUAUCUGCACUCAGACAAGAAGUUGUAACAGCAUACUUUGCUGAUCUAAAUAUGGUAUUAACUGAAAAUUGUUUACAAUUUAAACCACAUCUCAUUUAUAAUUUGGAUGAAACUGGACUUCAGCCAGAACAUCGGCCAUCAAAAGUAAUAGCUGGCAAGUCUUCUGGAAAAAUUCAAGCGGUUACUUCUCCAAAUUCAUCAACAACUACACUGAUUGCAUGUAUCAAUGCUGCUGGUACUGCCUUACCUCCCUUCUAUGUAUUCAAAGGAAAGCUCAGAAACGAUGAAUUAUUGAAAGGUGCUGCACUCAACUCUGCAUAUGAAAUGUCAGAUUCUGAUAUUAUGAAAUGGGCAAUUGAACAUAAUGUUAUCCUUUUUGUUUUGCCACCUCGUGCCUCUCAUGCUCUACAGCCACUUGAUGUUGGUUGUUUUGCCCCAUUUAAAGCUUGUUAUUACAGCGAGUGCAACCUUUUUAUGGCAAAACAGCGUGGACAAAUUAUCACUAGGUAUGAAAUUGCUGCUUUGUCUGGUAAGGCUUACCUAAAAUCUAUGACCCCAAGCAACAUAAUUGCUGCAUUCAAAAAAUGUGGUAUUUUCCCAUUUGAUAGCAGUGUUGUUCCUGAAGAACUGUUGUUUCCGUCAAGGUCAUUUCCAAAGAAGAAGAUCUCUGAAGCAGAGGAGUCUUCUCCCACCAUGCAGGAACUAUUGUCACAGAAAAUGAUGGAUACAGCACCAAAAGUCAAGUCUCCUAAAGUGAGAUCUAAAAAGCCGAAACUUGGUGGAAAGUGCAUAACAUCAGCAGUGGUUCAAGAGGUUGAGGAGUACGAGCUCUCAAGAAAGAAGCCAUCCCAAUUCAGUGAGACGUUCAUGUGUUGA
Ruditapes philippinarum (Manila clam) is the source of this 1314-nucleotide messenger RNA. RefSeq lists its product as uncharacterized. The record is from RefSeq and is a predicted model, not a curated record. Lineage: Eukaryota; Metazoa; Mollusca; Bivalvia; Venerida; Veneridae. The transcript is spliced from 4 exons. Gene Ontology annotation, cellular component: nucleus. Gene Ontology annotation, molecular function: DNA binding. The coding region runs from base 1 to 1314 and encodes 437 amino acids.